This is a messenger RNA of Lasiosphaeria miniovina, 4306 nucleotides long. RefSeq lists its product as uncharacterized. The coding region runs from base 437 to 3961 and encodes 1174 amino acids. Gene Ontology annotation, cellular component: chromatin. The record is from RefSeq and is a predicted model, not a curated record. Lineage: Eukaryota; Fungi; Ascomycota; Sordariomycetes; Sordariales; Lasiosphaeriaceae. Gene Ontology annotation, biological process: negative regulation of DNA-templated transcription; positive regulation of transcription by RNA polymerase II. The transcript is spliced from 3 exons. Gene Ontology annotation, molecular function: histone acetyltransferase activity; transcription coregulator activity.
GCAAGGAGAACGCGCGAUGCGCAGCCGAGCUAAACUCUCACCUACUUCACCAUCGAUUGGGAUGGUUCGAGUGCGAUUUUAACGCGUCUAUCAGCAUCAUACAACUGGUAAUACAUUUGUGCAGCUUCCUUUACGCCAUCUUCCGCCUCGACCUUGCGCGUCAGGGAUUCCUGUGCCCCAAGUCGCGACACCUCAUCUUCCUCAAUGCCUUGCGCAUCGCGCCCACGAGCUUCCCAUCCGCCCAGCUGUCUCUGCCCACCCCCCUCAAUCUAUACGCCCUGCGCGACCAUCAUGCGCCAGGCAUGAUACUUCCAGGACUCUCUGCCCACGUCUACUUGGUAUGCGCUGCUUCUGCGUUGGCGGCUCUUGACGAGACUCGCGAACGUCGCUCGGUUAGAGCUCACUGGGACCGACAAACAAUUCAACACAACACAGAAUGGCCGACGCGCAGCUUUUGGAAGAAAACAAGCAACAACGAGUCACAAUGUCUGUGCGGGAUGCCGAGCCCGGCGAGGACGGCGUCGAUGCCGACGUGAUUAUGGGCAACGGAGGCGCGUCCCUUUCCACCAGCCAGAUCGAUCUCGGAACCACAAUCUGCGAGGCCGACAAUGACCAGGACAUGGAUGACGACGAAGAUGCCGAGGACCAAAACGGAGAUGAUGAUGCUGAGGACGAGGAAGACCUUCCCACGGACGCCUCCGAGGGCGAAUCUGAGUCCGAAGACGAUGACGAUGCCUUCGAGGAGGAUGAUCCCGAAGGGGAGGAAGACGAAGAUAUCCAACCUCGGGGCUCCUCCGCCCAACGGCGGGUUUCAAAAGUCAAAGAUGAACAUGACGAAGAGGAGGAAGACGAGGAGGAAGACGAGGAGGAAGACGAGGAGGAAGACGAAGGAGAAGGCGUCGGUGCCGUCAAGAUAAAGCCAGGCGAAACAGAGGAAGAUGAUGACGACGAUAGCGUCGUUGGAAGCUCUGCCUCGGAGUCGGGCUCAGAAAGCAUCAGCGAUGUGGACUCUGAUGGCGCCCCGUGGGAAGAUGCCCACGAGCGAGACGAGAGGGACGGCGAAAACGAAUCAGAGAAUGCAAACCCUAACAAUUGCAUUUUUUGCAAGCAGGACGAGGAACACGACCCAGCCGAAGAAUUUGAGGUCUAUUUGGCUUGCUCUAGUUGUGGGGAUAACGCCCAUCAGCAGUGCGCCCGAGACGCGAAGGCAAUGUCUAGUGAAGACGGCCCAGAAACCUGGAAGUGUCCUGAGUGUGCGGGGGACGACUCGGAUGCUGCCGAAGAGCAGGACGAGAAGCAUGACGUGGAGUUGAAUGGGACAGUCGAAAUAGAUGACCCCCCUUCUAAUCGCCGCGCUGGUGCUCCCAAAGUUGCACGAGACCUCCUGCCCUCGCACAAAGGCGGCGUCAAGCCAGAUGCACAUUCUAUGUUUAACCACCUCGUCCUGGACGAGGACCCGAUGGACGGGUCCCGUGUGCUGAGAAAGCGGAAGACAUCUUCUGCCGAAGCAGACGAGAACAUUAUGGCUCUGCGCAAACGCCGUAGGAAUACUUCUGACGAGCAGAGCAAUGACGACACGAACGAACGUGACGAGUCAACACGACCGGUUUCAUCGAGAUCACUACGACAAAAGGUAUUGAGCCCCCCCGCGUCUAUUCUUAAGAAGAUUCGUGGCAGCGUCAUUAUCAAGAUGCGAGUCAACACCUUCGAGCUUCGCCAUAUUCUUUCACGAAAACCAAGAGGAAACAAAAAGCGUUCCCAUAAGGCCGGGGCGCGGCCCUCGAGAAGGGAUGCUUCCCGCGUCCCUGCAGCAACGGUAGCAUCGGCUAUGGCGCCAUUCACGCCUUCGAGCUACUCCCAACCAUUUUACUCGUUUUACGACAAGGAAACGGACGAGCUGAAAGGCAAGCCAUAUGGUGGAAUUCUUACCGAAGCUGAAGCCGAUACCUCCAAGACCCUGCCGAGUAACGACGACAGAAGACGGUUUGACGAGGCCAAGCAAAAAGCCGAGGAGGAAUGGAGACAACGCCUUCUCAAAAUGCAGGCUGAAGUCGAAGUCAUGACGAAGAAAUCCAAGAAGGCCACAGGACCAGCAAGCCAGAUCGAGUGCAUCGAGUUUGGCGGCUGGGAAAUCGACACUUGGUACGCGGCUCCUUAUCCCGAGGAGUACAGUAGGAACCGUGUCCUUUAUAUAUGCGAGUUCUGUCUCAAAUACAUGAACUCAGACUAUGUGGCCUGGCGGCACAAACUCAAAUGUCCGGCGAAACACCCACCAGGAGACGAGAUUUACCACCACGGCUCUGUGUCUGUUUUCGAAGUCGAUGGCCGCAAGAACCCGGUCUACUGCCAAAACUUGUGUCUUCUAGCGAAACUGUUCUUGGGAUCCAAGACACUCUACUACGACGUGGAGCCAUUUCUAUUCUACGUCCUCUGCGAGUACGACGAUCUCGGUUACCAUUUUGUUGGCUAUUUUUCAAAGGAGAAACGAGCCAGCAGCCAGAACAAUGUCUCUUGCAUUCUUACAUUACCUAUCCACCAACGCAAAGGAUAUGGUAACCUACUGAUCGACUUCUCCUACCUCCUCACCCGGGUGGAGCAAAAGACUGGAUCCCCAGAGAAGCCGCUCUCGGACAUGGGUCUGGUCUCCUACCGCAACUACUGGCGGCUGAUUAUGUGCCGGUACCUUCUGGACCAUAGCCCGGAGGAUGGGUCGCAGAAGAAAGGCUUGAGCAUUAAGAAAAUCUCCGACGACACCGGACUUACGCCAGACGAUGUAAUAUCGGCGCUUGAGGGCCUACGGUGUCUAGUCCGAGACCCCCAGACGCAACUCUACGCUUUCCGUGUUGACCAACAAUACUGCCGAGAUUACAUUGAGAAAUGGGAGAGCAAGAAAUAUGUGCAGCUUAACCCCAAGGCGUUGACAUGGACGCCUUAUGUCAUGGGGAGGAGCAACGCAACGAACUUUGAGCUCGGCCCGGCCCUUAACGCGAUCGCACCUCGUGAGGAUGAAGAGGAACACAAAGCAGUGGUUGCUCCUGCGAGAGAAGGCCUGGUAAACGGUACAGGCACUCUUACCCAGGCAGACACUCCCAUGCAGGAAGCAAAAAUCGAAGCCAAUUCGACGGUUCUCGAGUCCACCGAGCCAAACGAGACGGGUGCAGUACCCGGCGAUGACAUUCCGCAAGAAGCACUAGCCAAACCCAACGGCAUCCUUGUCAAUGGCGAGGCCAUUGAAGAGCAAACUCGGCGCCAAUCAGGAAACGGCGUCAAGGACACCUCCGAAGACUGGACAUGGCAGUACAGAGACAUCCCGCCUUCACGAUUUGAAGUGGUCCCUCCAAUUACGGGCUCCCGAAGAGUUGACCGGGUUCGGACUGCGCUCUCUCGGCCGCCUGCGGUGCGAACUAUCAGCAGCGCCCCUCGACCAAGACAGAAGCGACCAAGCGGUAGUUCCCGUCGUUCGUCUGCUGGCAAGCCCAAGAGCAGCAGUAAGCGAAAGUCUGGCGGGACGGGUCGCGGUCCAGGCCGUUGGCCAAAGGGCACAAAGAAGAGCGAUUACGGCAAUGCAGACAGCGGCCCGGGUCUGCCACCGGGCUGGGUUGCGGCGCGAAACAAGCAGCUCACUGCCAAUACCGACGUCAAGACCGACACCAAGGACACUGUGCAGGUCCAGACACCGACAGUCAAAGAGACAAAAAGUCAGCGAGGUGGCGACACGACCAGCAGCAGGAGGAAUGGUUCCGUUGGCGAGAGCAGCGUUGGCAAGAGCAGCGGUGGCAAGAGCAGCAUCAGCAAGGGGAGGUCCUCUCCCAAGUCUCACUCUGGUAAAGACAGCACAGAUCUCGCCAUGCGAGAUGAUGAUGCCGAGGAUGACAAUGGGAAAGGAGAGGACAAGGACGAAGAUGAUAGCAGCGACGAUAACGACGAGGAGUCGGGAGAGUCGGAGGACAAUGACGAGUAAUUGUGCGAAUACUCUAUGUAGAGCGCGUUUAAUCUGCUUUGCAGUUAUUGGGGAAGGAGUAUCGGUUCUUUUGAGUGACAUCUUGCAGGAUGCACUAGACUUGGUAUUUAAGGUAGGUAAAUAGGCAUUGGGCAAAUCUUGGGCGUCUCAGGGCGUGGUGCCCAGCAGCCAACCUGUGCGAGCAAACGAGGCAGAGACAUAACGGUUAUACCCUCAAAUGUUCUAGAUAUUUUGUACAAGUACGGGCAACUUGUUGGAGCGAAUGAAAAAAAAGUUAAUAGGCGGAGGUUUCCAUUUUUACUAACAAAUACUAGUACUAGGGGAAUGCGAACAUAUCAGCCAAUG